UCAGUUCAAUCAUUCCAAUUGUCAUUUUUAUCACAAAAAUCGGUUGCUUCGUCUUCGUUUCGUAUUUCGUUGCUUGCAAAACAUGUAUCGUCGUACUUUCUGAAGAAGUUUACAUAUUUUUGAUCUUUUAAAAAUCAAGUGUCCAACCUACGUGGCAAAUUAAUUAACAAAUAAAUUAAAUGCUUCAAUUAUAAAUAUUCUUAUCAAAUUAAAACAAUACAUUAAAAACACAUAAAAAUGAUGCCCUUGGCAGAUUUCAUGCAGAUGAUUCUGUUUAUAGGAUCGGCAUUUUUUGUUUCCCUGGUGCUGGCGCUAGUUAUUAUCCAAAAAUCCAUAACAAGUCCAUUCCCCAUAAUAAAGCGCCACAAAGAAGAAAAAUACUUUGUCGAUCCAAAUUCUAUCAAAAAAGUUGAUUUUCCAUCUAUAGACGAUGAACCGAGUGUGGAUCUGAGUGUUGUGAUACCCGCAUACGAGGAGGAGAAUAGAUUGCCAAAGAUGCUUGACGAAUGUAUGGAGUAUUUAGAGAAUCGAUCUAAAUCUGGAGAGUUCACCUAUGAAGUGAUUGUUGUGAGUGACGGCAGCCGUGAUGGAACUGUGUCACUGGCAUUGAAAUAUUCCAAAAAGUACACGGCCGAGAAGCUGAGAGUUCUCGAGCUGAUUGAGAAUCGCGGCAAAGGGGGAGCUGUUCGAAUUGGAAUGCUAAGUAGCAGAGGUAAAUGCUUGCUCUUUGCUGACGCUGAUGGUGCUACCAAGUUCUCUGAUUAUGCUAAACUCGAGGACAGCUUGAAAUCCAUUACAACAGAUUGGAAUGUCAACGCAGUGAUUGUUGGUUCAAGGGCACAUAUGGAAGAUGAAGCUAUUGCUACAAGGACUUUCUUUAGAACAUUCCUGAUGCAUGGUUUCCACUUUUUGGUUUGGUUAUUCGCUGUCAAAUCCAUUCGAGAUACCCAAUGUGGAUUCAAACUUCUUACACGUUCCGCUGCCAAGAAACUUUUCAAGAGUUUGCAUGUAGAGAGAUGGGCUUUUGAUGUUGAACUGCUUUAUAUCGCUGAAAAACUCAAAAUUCCAAUAAAAGAAAUCGCUGUAACUUGGACUGAAAUUGAAGGAUCUAAACUUUCACCAUUCUGGUCAUGGCUUCAGAUGGGUAUUGAUUUGUUCUUGAUUUGGUUCCGUUAUCUGUGUGGAGCAUGGAAAAUCCAAGAAGAAAAAUCACAUUCUUCCUAAGAAACUUGAUCUAAAAAAACCUUUCCCCAAAUGUGCGUUCCUUCGAAAGGGCAUAGAAUUCUGUGUAAAAUUAUUAAUUUUUAUACUUUUACCUUAAGAUAAAAACUGUAUUCUAGUUUAGAUGAUAGAAAAAUAUGCAUUUUUUGAAUAUUAAAUAUUAAUACAAAAUAUAUAAAUAAAUAUAAUCUUUAUAAAUGGAAGCCACAAUA
Messenger RNA from Eupeodes corollae, 1433 nucleotides. It is a transcript of the gene wol, whose product is annotated as dolichyl-phosphate beta-glucosyltransferase. The record is from RefSeq and is a predicted model, not a curated record. Bases 238 to 1224 code for a protein of 328 amino acids. Gene Ontology annotation, cellular component: endoplasmic reticulum membrane. Lineage: Eukaryota; Metazoa; Arthropoda; Insecta; Diptera; Syrphidae. The transcript has 6 exons.